CCUCCCCGCCGCUCUGUGCCUGCGCGGUGGGCUUACGCUGGGGUAUUUACGGUAAGGUGGACGCGGCGGCUGUGGCAGCUCCGUGUCAGGUGAUCUGAGCCGAGGAGCCGCCUGGAGUCGGAGAGGAAAAUGCAAGAUGGCCCGACGGGGCCGUGAGGGGCUCCCCGCCGCCCCCUCCCCGGCCGGACCCCGGCAGCGCAGGGCCAGCGGCGAGCGCUGAGGCCAGCCCCGCCGCGCUAGAGCCUGUCCCCGGGAGGGGCACCGAGCCAUGGGGCUCUGCUACAGUCUGCGCCCGCGGCUCUUUGGGGACCCCGGUGGAGGCGGCUCCAUCUCCAGCGCCGCCUCGGAGCCCGAGCAGCCCGCAGAGCACACGGCCCCCCCGCCGCAGCCGCUCGGAGCCCCGCGGGGAGGCAGCUGCUGCGGGCAGCCGGGGGCCGGGGGCUCGCUCCACCCUGCAGACAAGCCCGGGGGAGAGGCGGACGGGCCGCCGCCGCCGCUGCUGCAGCUGCAGAACGGAGGCGGCAACGGGGCGGCCCCGGAGCGGCAGCCGCUGCCCAAGCCCGGCGGCAAACAGCCCCGGCAGCCGCCUCAGGCGGCCGCGCUGCAGAGACCCUGGGAGAAGCUGCGCCUGGAGGAGCGGGAGGCGGAGAAGGAGGCGAGGAAAGUCAGCAAGAGCAUAGACCGGGCGCUGAAGGAGCAGAAGCGGGAGUACAAGCAAACGCACAGGCUGCUGCUGCUGGGAGCUGGUGAGUCAGGAAAAAGCACUAUUGUGAAACAAAUGAGGAUCCUGCAUGUCAAUGGAUUUAAUUCAGAAGAAAAGAAACAGAAAAUACUGGAUAUUCGGAAAAAUGUUAAAGAUGCGAUUGUGACUAUAGUUUCAGCAAUGGGCACUUUAAUACCCCCAGUUCCACUGGCCAAUCCGGAAAACCAGUUUCGAAUGGACUACAUCAAGAGUAUAGCUCCGCUUUCCGAUUUUGACUAUACACAGGAAUUCUUUGAACAUGCAAAAAAGCUCUGGGAUGAUGAAGGAGUAAAGGCAUGCUUCGAGAGGUCAAACGAAUACCAACUGAUUGACUGUGCACAGUACUUUCUGGAAAGAAUUGACAGCGUCAGUAUGGUUGACUAUACACCCACAGACCAGGAUCUAUUAAGAUGCAGAGUUUUGACAUCAGGGAUUUUUGAAACAAGAUUUCAAGUAGAUAAAGUAAAUUUUCACAUGUUUGAUGUAGGUGGCCAGAGAGACGAAAGAAGAAAAUGGAUCCAAUGUUUUAAUGAUGUCACUGCUAUAAUCUUUGUUGUGGCCUGUAGCAGCUACAACAUGGUAAUAAGGGAAGACAAUAACACAAACAGACUACGGGAAUCCCUGGAUCUCUUCAAAAGCAUCUGGAACAAUAGGUGGUUACGGACCAUUUCUAUCAUUUUGUUCUUGAACAAACAGGAUAUGCUAGCUGAAAAGGUCUUGGCAGGGAAAUCAAAAAUUGAAGAUUACUUUCCUGAAUAUGUGCGUUACACUGUACCUGAUGAUGCAACACCAGAUGCUGGAGAAGAUCCCAAAGUCACAAGAGCCAAGUUCUUUAUCCGGGAUGAGUUUUUAAGGAUAAGUACAGCAAGUGGAGAUGGCAGGCAUUACUGCUACCCACAUUUCACAUGUGCAGUGGACACAGAAAACAUCCGCAGAGUGUUCAAUGAUUGUCGAGACAUCAUUCAGAGAAUGCAUCUUCGCCAGUAUGAACUCUUGUGAUUGGGAUCACCGUGGAGCCUGUGGUUUUAAAUACUUAGCUCCUUACUCUCUUGCUCUCUCUCUAUACUAUGCCACACAGGGUGGAAGAAAGUACUACAGAAAUGUCAGUCUUUUCAGGUUGUUUACCUUAAUUAUUUAGCCUUUGAGCUGGUUUGCAGCAAGUUUGGGUUUCUUUUCCACCAUGCUUUUUGGGACUAUUUGUGUGCUUUAUUUUGAUAUGCCACUUCUUUGUCAUUCCACUAAGCCCUUUGGCUACCUCUGUUGCUUUAGAGGUGUGUUUUGUUUUUGGGGUUUUGUUUUUGCUAAUUGAACAUAACCUGCUAAAUUUUUUCCAGCAGGUUAUGUUAGUUCAAACUAGUAUGUCAGCUGGAUGACACUAAAGUCAUACCUAACCUUGUGUGGGUCCCUUUUUUAACAUGAUAUUAAGAGUACUUGAUGGUUGAUAAAAGAAUAAUGCACUUUGUAUCAGGUUAUUAAAUACUGUUGAGGAAGUAUACACACAAUGUAGCAGCACCACAAUAUUUAUUACUCUGUCACAGUUUUUAGCAUUACUGAGUUGCAGGUCAACUGAUAAAGUGACCUCCUCUUUUAAGCCGUUACUGGCACAGGAAGUAGAGUAGAUAAUGAGAGGCAUGGUGAAGAUAAGCAAUUUUUCUGGGGUUUUGGGGCUAAGUGCCUCUACACACCUCAGGCAUUUGAAUUAUAGCUACUUUUUCAGCCUGUUGCAUCUAGGCAGAAAAUGUACCACCCUCACUUAUGUUAUUUGUGCUGUCCACAAAUGAUCCGUUUAGUUUAGAUCAUUCUUGGACAACAGUCCUCUCCCUAUAUAUAUAUUUUUUUGUUUUACUGCUGGUUUAUUAUAUUGUACAGACUGUAAAAUGUAAUAUUAUUUUGUACAACUUUAUUGAAGAAAAAUACUUGUAGAAGAUCUUUGUGCCUUGAUUAUGGCUGUACCUGUAAAAUGAGCUAAGAUGUAAGUAUGUUUUUGAUUGCGCUGUACAGCUUGAUGUCAACCUUACCUGCAGCAGAGACUGAAGGUAAGAACUUUAUCUGUAGAGUUUAGGGAUUUUUUUCUGGUUUAUAUAAAAACAAUGCUCUUUAGUAUAAAAAAUAUAAAUUAUGCAAAUUAACCACUUACCUUUUCAAGUAAGGUAUUACAGUCACCGGAUGUUGCAGCAACAUGCCUUUCUCUUUUGAAAUCUCAGCUUUAAAACAUUGGAAUUCAUUCAAGUGUCCAAAUUGCAACCUGGUGUUGUUUUAAUGGGAAUCAAGGAUUUUUUUCCUUUAACUUUAGAAAUAUGUUUAGUAAUUCUUUGGUCAUUCAUAGUACGUCACAAUUGCACAGGCCGAUUGUGAAUGUGUAAAGCACCAUUAUAUAGAGCUCGUCAAUCUUUGUACCAACAGCAGCUUUCAUUGUGCAAGUAAAUAGCAAGAAGGGGGGUGGUGGGGAGAGGAGGUAUAAACCCUUGUGUCUGGCCUAAGAGAAUUACAAGAUGACAUUUUUAUUUCUCUUUUAAUAAAGAGACAUUAGAAAAUUGUUUUAUUUUAAA
Molecule: messenger RNA, 3291 nt
Organism: Trachemys scripta elegans
Lineage: Eukaryota; Metazoa; Chordata; Testudines; Emydidae
Gene: GNAL
Product: G protein subunit alpha L
Exons: 12
Coding region: 269-1741 (490 amino acids)
Biological process (GO): adenylate cyclase-modulating G protein-coupled receptor signaling pathway
Cellular component (GO): heterotrimeric G-protein complex
Molecular function (GO): G protein-coupled receptor binding; GTPase activity; GTP binding
Source: RefSeq, a predicted model, not a curated record